UUCUAUAGAUAUAUAGACGGAACAAAGCACUGUCAAGAAUUCACUUUUCGGCUGUGGAUAUACUAAUCGGAAACGAAAACUUUACACGUGAAAGCAGAGAUUUGCGAACAUUUGUCUUCAUCACAAGAAUCGUAUAAAAACUAGUUAAACUCACUAGUUGUUUUGGGAGAAUAGACUAGAUAAAGUAAUUGAGUAGAAGAAUGGUGUUAUCACAUUCAAUUGCGUCCGACGGGACUCACAUUUUCCAUAAUUCCAUUGCUAAAAAGUAUCUUUUCUUGAAUGGUAAUACUGGGAUUGAAGUUUCGGAUUCAUUGCCAACGAUUUAUGCUAAAACCAAUAUAGGUAGCUCGACUGCGGCUAUUUCCUGUAUUCUUGGGGUGAUUAAGUUGAAGAUUAACAAGUAUGUUAUAGUUGUUGAUAAACAUUCUAUUAGUGGGUCUAUUACUGGUAAGAAGAUUGCUAAAGUUGAAUCAUUUAGAAUAUUACCCUUGAAUAAUGAUUCUAUUUCGAAGAAGAGCUCAGAGGAAAACCACUAUUUGGAUUUACUUAGUCAGCAUUUGACCAAUGCUACCUUGUAUUUUUCUGUUGACAACUCUUAUGAUUUAACCAAUUCAUUACAAAAACAAUACGUUAAUUCAAAUCAGGACUCUCCUUUAACCUACGAUAAAAGAUUUUGGUGGAAUUAUUAUAUUUCUGAAGAGUUAUUGAGUAAUCAAGCUACUGAUUUUGUCACUCCGGUUAUUUAUGGUUAUUUCAAAUCUCACAGUACUAUUUUCAAAGGUAGUCAAUCAUUAGAAUUUGCUUUAAUAACCCGUAGGUCUAAUAAAAGAGCCGGAACCAGGUAUUUCCGUCGUGGGAUCGACUUGGAAGGUAACGUUGCCAAUUUCAAUGAAACCGAGCAAGUUUUCACUUCGAAUGAUGGUCAACUUUUUUCAUUUUUACAAACAAGAGGUUCGGUUCCUGUUUAUUGGGCUGAAAUCAAUAAUUUGAAGUAUAAGCCUAAUUUGGUUAUCUCAUCCCAACCAGCUUUAGAUGCCACUGCUAAACAUUUUGAAGAACAAGUUGAUUUAUAUGGUGAUAAUUAUCUUGUGAACUUAGUCAACCAAAAGGGUUAUGAAUUACCAGUGAAGGAAGGUUAUGAAAGUGCCGUUGAAAAUCUUCCUCCACAUUUGAAUGAAAAAGUGAAGUAUAUCUAUUUUGAUUUCCAUCAUGAAUGUAGUAAAAUGAGAUGGGACAGAGUUAAGUUAUUGAUUGAUCAUUUAGUAAAAUUGGGUUUCACUUCAGAUAAUUAUUUCCAUUAUGAUAUUAAAAAUGGUCAAAUUCUUUCAGUACAAGAUAAAGUGGUUAGAACUAACUGUAUGGAUUGCUUGGAUCGUACUAACGUCGUUCAAUCUACUUUGGCUCGUUGGGUCUUACAAAAUCAAUUAUCUAAAACAGGUUAUUUACCUGCAAAUAAUAUGACUCCUUGGGAAAUUUUAGAUCCUCAAUUCAAUCUAUUCUUUCAAAGUUUCUGGGCGGAUAACGCUGAUGCUGUUUCCUUUGCUUACUCGGGUACCGGUGCUUUGAAAACUGAUUAUACUCGUACUGGUAAGAGAACUAAAGUUGGUGCUCUUAAUGAUUUGAAUAACUCCAUCGUUCGUUACUAUAAAAAUAACUACACCGAUGGUGCCCGUCAAGACUCCUAUGAUUUAUUCUUGGGUAUCUUUAAACCACAUCAAGAUGCUGUCAAUACUCCAUUCAUUGAUAAGAGACCUCCUUACAUUCAACUAUUACCUUAUCUAAUGGGCACUUCCUUAUUGGUUUUCUUAGCCAUCUUAUGGUAUCCAAGGGGCUCGGUCUUAAAUUGGAAAAACUUAUUGGUUAUUAGUGGGUGCAUCCUUUUCAAUAUUAAAAGCUUGCUUUAUAUUCACACCGAAGGGUACCAAUUUGUCAAUUGGCCCAAAUUAUACCAAUUGGAUUACUUGAAAAAAAGUGACGUUUUCGACGCUGAAGGUAAAUUUGUCGGUAUCAAGUAUGAAGAACAAGAUAACUUCAAAACAAUUGGCAAAAAGAAAAACUAAUCUGUAUUCUAUUCUUCAAACUGUCUUUUACAAUCUUUCUACUGUGCUUUGUACUGUUAUAUUUGUGUUUUUUCUUC
Molecule: messenger RNA, 2137 nt
Organism: Hyphopichia burtonii NRRL Y-1933
Lineage: Eukaryota; Fungi; Ascomycota; Pichiomycetes; Serinales; Debaryomycetaceae
Gene: SAC1
Product: phosphatidylinositol-3-phosphatase
Exons: 1
Coding region: 201-2060 (619 amino acids)
Biological process (GO): phosphatidylinositol dephosphorylation
Cellular component (GO): endoplasmic reticulum
Molecular function (GO): phosphatidylinositol-4-phosphate phosphatase activity
Source: RefSeq, a predicted model, not a curated record